Drosophila novamexicana is the source of this 3562-nucleotide messenger RNA. Its product is annotated as WD repeat-containing protein 26 homolog. Gene Ontology annotation, molecular function: protein binding. The record is from RefSeq and is a predicted model, not a curated record. The coding region runs from base 584 to 2584 and encodes 666 amino acids. Lineage: Eukaryota; Metazoa; Arthropoda; Insecta; Diptera; Drosophilidae. Gene Ontology annotation, biological process: proteasome-mediated ubiquitin-dependent protein catabolic process. Gene Ontology annotation, cellular component: GID complex. The transcript is spliced from 4 exons.
GUCGUUGUUUUUAGUUGAAAGUGCAAAAAGAAGUACACCGUAAAUUCUGAAAGGCAAUACUUACAUUGUAAAAAACUAAUAACUAAACAAAAUUAAUGCUAAUGUCUGCUCACAGAACGUUAAAAGAGAAAUGCAGAUAUGAAAUAAGAUAAGCUGUAUAUGUAUGCAGUUUGCUGUAUUUAUUGUCAUAUCAUUUGUUAUCAACGGUCCCAAGAUCCUGAUCUUCAGAGUGGAGGGUGAUUGAGGUAAUAAAAAGGCCGAUACGGAUAAUUACGUGCCGGGUGGACAGACGAAGAGUGGUGGCUGCUUGUUGCCGUGCGGUUCCUAAAAAGUACUCAAAAUUGAUAGAAAGAACAAAAAGGCUGCUGCAACUGGUGCCUCAGCCGGGGACCAGCCGCCGCGCAAAAAGGGACGUCGCUCCGGAGGAUCCAAUUCAGUUUCUGCCGUAGACUCGAACGCAGCGUCUACGUCCAGGGCAGCGCAACAGCAAACUCCGAGUGCCUCUGAACGAAGAAGUGAUACGCAGCCGAGCCGCAAAUCUAAUUCGGACGCAAAUAGAUUGCAGCCCAAUUCCACAACGUCCAUGACGGACACCACCCAUACACAGAACAGCAAUAGCAAUAGCAACAGGCAAAGCGACAAUAGCAUCGGCUCUGGCAUGAAUAUGCAGAAUACAACAGCCUUGUCAUCCUCAACAGCCGGCUCUGCAGACGGUACUGGCGCCGCUGUGGAGUUACCAACAGGCGGCGACAAUGUUACCCGAGAGGGUGGCGGCGGCGGCAGUGCUGGUGGCGAUGCCGCAGCCGAUGAGGUUGCCCAACCCUCGAGCGGCCAUAGCAAUAAUACGACAAACGGUCACGAUGUGAAGCACAAUGGAUUCGCGGCCAACAAUAAUGGCAGCACGAACAAUUGUGCGGUGGACGGGGAAAACAAUCGGGAAAAUAAUAGUGGCUACAGCGGCAUUCAUUUGGACAAGUCGAAUCAAGAGAUUAUACGGCUCAUUGGCCAAUAUCUGCACGACGUUGGUCUCGAGAAGUCGGUGAAGACUCUAAUGGUUGAAUCAAACUGUUACUUGGAACAUCCCUCGGCUACAAAGUUCAGGGAGCAUGUCCUGGUUGGCGAUUGGAGCAAAGCAGAUGCUGAUCUCAAGGACUUGGAACCAUUGAUCGAUAAUGGAAAAUCAUCCACAAUUACAGAAAUGAAGUUCAUAUUGUUGGAACAAAAGUACUUGGAGCAUUUGGAUGAUGGCAAUCCGUUGGACGCACUGCACGUGCUGCGCAGCGAGCUGACUCCACUACAGCACAACAUUUCACGUGUGCAUCAAUUAUCCUCUUACAUGAUGUGUUCGACCAAUGAAGACCUCUACCAGCGCGCCAAAUGGGAUGGCAAGGGCAUAGCAUCGCGUGCGCUUGUGAUGGAGCGUCUGCAGACAUUUAUGCCGCCAUCGGUGAUGAUGUCGCCGCGUCGGCUGCGCACAUUGCUUCAGCAGGCGGUUGAGCUGCAGAGCCAGAACUGCCCCUGUCACGAUAUGGCCUGGGAGACAAAUCUGCAGACAGUGUCCCUGCUGACCGAUCAUUGUUGCACCACAGAUGGCUUUCCCAUGCAGACAAUACAGGUGCUAACCGAUCACUGCGACGAAGUCUGGUUCUGUAAGUUCUCGCCCGACGGCCUCAAGCUGGCCACGGGCAGCAAAGAUUCCACUGUGAUCAUCUGGGAUGUAGAUCCAUACAAGUUGACGCUCAAACAUCGCCGUGUGCUCGAUGGUCAAGCGCAGUUAAACGUUAGCUUCGUCAGCUGGAGUCCGGACUCAAAGCUUAUUCUAGUGGGCGGCACCGAGGACUCGCACGAGCUCUUCAUCUGGAAUGUUGACGAUGGGAAGCUGGUUGUCAAGUUCUCGCAAUCCCCGGAUGAUAGUCUGGCGUGCGGCACAUUCAGUCGCGAUGGCAAUCAUUUUGUCUGCGGUGGUCAAAAGGGACAGCUUUAUCUGUGCGAUCUGAACGGCACUCUAAUCGACUCCUGGGAGGGCGUGCGCGUUAAUAGCGUCGCCUUUCGGGCUGAUAACAAAACCAUAUUGGCGGCCGAUAAUCACUAUCGUAUAAGAGGCUAUAAUUUUGAUAACCCACGCUCUGACUUUGAUAUACUGCGGGAGCCGCAUCCGAUUAUGACGUUUAGCAUCAAUUCUGCCGAUCGUUUGGCCUUGUUAAAUGUCUCCAAUCAGGGCCUGCAUCUUUGGGAUAUCGAGGAUAAGUGCUUAGUGCGACGUUUUCAGGGCAUACGGCAAAGCAAUUUUGCCAUUCAUUCUUGCUUUGGCGGCGUUAACGAGAGCUUUGUGGCGAGCGGCAGCGAGGACAAGGUUGUGUACAUUUGGCACUUGAAGCGCGAGGAGCCCCUGGCUAAGCUGGCCGGUCACACCAAGACGGUGAACUGCGUGUCCUGGAAUCCAGUCUAUCCGUCCCUACUAGCCAGCGCUAGCGAUGAUGCCACCGUGCGCAUUUGGGGACCGAAACCAACGGGCAGCAGUGCAACGACGGAGAGUGAUGAUUGCUCAUCCAGUUCGUCAUCGUCCUCGUGGAACAUGACCUAAAACCGCAAUUUGCUUAACGUUGUAUUUAUGUGGUGACUGCGCAGUAGGGGAUUGCAGUAUGAAAUUGGGGUUUCUUGUUCAAGGCCAGAAUAUAUAGCCAUGGAUACAUUUCAAUUGCAAUCGAAUUUUUGCCACAAUCAACUUUCAAUUAUACGCUGUUUAAGUUUCGUCCGUUUCUAUUUGUUUUUUUGUAUAUGCAAGAUCCUCUAAUGCGUUAAUCCACAUAAAUAGGUACGUGAUUACUCUGAAUUAGCUGUAAGUAAACUCCCAAUGUCGAUCUAAAUGUGGUGCGCAUGCCCCUGCAACCAGUUGCAAUUUGUUGCCGGGGCGGCGAAAACACAAGACUGCCAUUAUCCAAAACAAUGUGGAUGAGCAGCAUGACUUACAAUUAGCAUUAAACUUAAAUAAGGUACAUUGACAUUGUCUCACACAUAAUCGGACACAAUCGCAGACGCACGAUGCGCAUAUGUAUGGAUACUGUUCAAAGCUUUUCAAGAAACAAUAGUAUUUUUGUUUUGUUUUUUUAUAUUUUAAAACUUCAUACUCAUAUGUAUGUAUAUUUAUUUACAUGCCUAUGUAUUGUCGAUUGGCUUUUAGUUUUUACCAGGUUUCAAAAUGUGGUUAAGCAUUUUGCAAACAAUUGCCAUUUUAACUACCUUGUCUACUCUUCGAUACUUCGAACGAUUUCCAUUGCUUUUGGUUCAAACAAGUUAAUCAGCCUGAAUCCCUUCAGUAAUGUUGUGUAUGCAUCCUAUUUUAUCGGAAUAUUGUGCGUGCGGACUCCCGGUACAUUUUAAUUGUUCAUUACUUAUAGAUUGAAGGCCGUAGCCGCAUCUCACGUUAAGAAGACUUUUGUUUCGACGUUUACAGAUUGUUGUUAACAACGUUUAACCAAAUUAAUGAUAUAACGAAAAGGGCCUUUAACCCCAAUUUUAUUUUAUAAUCAAUACAUGCAAUAAAGAUAGCGCUAUUUACAUA